AUGGAGCACAUAAAACAAUUAGCAUCAGAAUUAAAGGGAUGCGAGGCAUUAGAGGAGGCUCAUGCAGUCAUAGUGCUCAUUCGAGAAGAUGUAGACACAAGUGUAAUUGAAGAGACAAUGCAAACAGUGAGGUGUUUGGGACGUGUGCGAGUCAGAAGCCGCAUCUUCAACAGCCAACAAAACCGAUACUUGGUCUUGUGUGAAUGUAAGGAAGUAGUAAAAGGCGAAAUCAUUCCCUUUGAAGUGUCUCCUAUUGAAGGUGGAGGGCCGUGGUCUCUUAUCAUAGCAGAUGAAGCUUCACGAUGCUGUACACAAUUUCUGAUGUCCGGAUCGCAACAAUCUCCAGGUACGCAUGUUGAAGACCUUCGCACAUUGUUUCCAGAAGAUGAGGCUGCUGCCAAGUCAACCGAGGCCAUUCUGCGAGCUGUGAGUGAUUUACUUGACAAGACGUCAAAGUCCUCAAGUGAGCAUGGAUGCUAUCGCAGCCUACGAACUUUAUCUUGGUUGUUGCCCACCACAGCUGGAGAGGAGCAGUUUGACCACUGGUUGGGUCAAGCACAGCUCAUGGUGGAAGAGAGUGAUUGCUCUCACAAAGAGAAGAGGCGGAGACUGAUGGAAAGUCUUAGAGGCCCGGCGCUUGACAUUGUAAAAGCAGCACGAGCCAGUGAUCCUGAUGUGAGCCCCGAAGACUGCUUAGAGGCCCUUGAGCAUGCAUUUGGGACAGCAGUGUCAGGAGAAGAGUUGUAUUUUGCAUUUCGUUUACUGCAGCAACAACCAGGUGAGAAGCUGUCUGACUUCCUCAGACGUCUAGAACAGUCGCUGAAUAGAGUUGUGCAGAGAGAUGGUCUUCCCCUUGGGUGUGCAGAUAAAGCAAGACUCGAACAGUUGUUGUGUGGUGCGAUAGCCUCGGAUAUGAUGUUAGUUAACCUUCGUCUGAGAGAGAGGAAAGCCACCCCCCAACCUUUCUCCAGCUGCUAA
This is a messenger RNA of Xyrauchen texanus (razorback sucker), 978 nucleotides long. RefSeq names its product paraneoplastic antigen Ma1 homolog. Bases 1 to 978 code for a protein of 325 amino acids. The record is from RefSeq and is a predicted model, not a curated record. NCBI's taxonomy places the organism in Eukaryota, Metazoa, Chordata, Actinopteri, Cypriniformes, Catostomidae. The transcript has a single exon.